GUUUCCUUCUCCUUUUGAAACACAAACGAAACCUAAUAAUCUCCUCCAACUCCCAAGUCCCAACUCCAAAGUCCAACCUUUCACCCCAAAAAAAAAAAAAAAAAAAAAAAAAACUCCAAGUCCAACCAAUAAAGCCCCAGAACAGUAUCACACAAGACAGUAUCACACUGUACCUUGCUAAGGGAAAUAGAUUCACCUACCCUUUACCCUCUCUAUUUCUAGCUCUCUCUUUCUAGUUUAUAUUCCACUAUGUUUGUUCUAUUGGUUUCAUCGCCUCCUGUCUAGUUUUUCUCUUUAAGAGAACGCCGAAUUCCUUCGUUUGCCUUCAGAUACCGUACACGUUUCUCAAUCAAAGAUGGGUUUUUUUGGUACCCACAAUCCGCUUGGAACAAUGUGAAAAACGGAUUUGGGCAUUCGGCAAUCGUUAAACCAAAGCAAAAAGCUUUCAUUUUUACCAAGAAAAAAUUAUUUUUGAAUCAUGGGUAAGGGAGGAAUUCAGGUGUUUGAUGAUAAGAUGGAUGGGUUUUUCUCUGCAUGCAACUUGGGUUCUCAGUGGAGUCUGAUGGAGGGCCACCCUUACCCCGGUGGCUUAUUUGCAAGCAUUGGUCAAAUAGGAAUGGGAUUCGGUGUUUCUUCCAAUCCUCCCAAUCCCCGUGAUAACAGUGGCGGCAUAAAAUCUCCGUUCACAGAUUUGUACGAGAAGUAUGUUUCCUUCCAGGAGGAAAAUCGUCUAGACGAAUUGCCAGAAGGUGAAGAAGGCACUUUGAAGAUGAAGAAGAAGAAAGCCGGUCUUAAACUCAAAAUCAAGAUUUCUAACCCUUCAUUAAGGCGCUUAAUAAGCGGCGGUAUAGCUGGGGCAGUUUCAAGGACCGCUGUGGCUCCGCUGGAGACUAUAAGGACGCACUUGAUGGUCGGUAGCAGGGGGGAUUCUACUACUGAGGUGUUUAACAACAUCAUGAAGCACGAUGGAUGGAAAGGCUUGUUUCGGGGUAAUUUAGUUAAUGUGAUUCGAGUUGCACCUAGCAAGGCCAUAGAGCUCUUCGCCUUUGAUACUGUUAAUAAGAAUUUGUCUCCAAAGCCUGGGGAAAAACCAAAAAUUCCUUUACCUGCCUCAUUAGUUGCAGGAGCUUGUGCUGGAGUCAGCUCAACAUUGUGCACAUAUCCACUUGAGUUAGUUAAAACUCGUCUAACCAUAGAGAAAGAUGUUUAUAAUGGCAUACUGGAUGCAUUUGUGAAAAUACUGCGAAGUGAAGGCCCAGGUGAACUCUACAGGGGCCUUGCUCCUAGUCUUAUUGGAGUAAUUCCAUAUGCUGCCACAAAUUAUUUUGCAUAUGACUCAUUAAAGAAAACAUACCGGAGAGUCUUUAAGCAAGAGAAAAUUGGAAAUAUUGAGACCCUUUUGAUUGGAUCACUGGCUGGGGCUAUAUCAAGCAGUGCAACUUUCCCGCUUGAGGUGGCUCGCAAGCACAUGCAAGUUGGGGCUCUCCACGGGAGACAGGUUUACAAGAAUGUGUUUCACGCACUCUCGAGCAUCCUUGAACAAGAAGGCAUUCAGGGAUUAUAUAAAGGGUUGGGUCCCAGUUGCUUGAAGUUGGUGCCAGCUGCUGGAAUUUCUUUCAUGUGCUAUGAAGCAAUGAAAAGGAUAUUGGUGGAGGAUGAUGAAGAAUCAUAGAUUUCUUGGGAAAAAAAUAAGUGGAAGUUUUAGUUAUGCCUACAUUUCAACAGACUGAGCUGGUAUACAUUAUAGGUUAACAUGUUCUCUCGGUUUUUAUUUUUAUUGUUAUUAUUUUUUAUUUCCGGAAAUUUUGUGCUUGGGGCUCAGUCCAGUCAAAGUCUAAGUUGGGAGGUAGAACUUGGUGAUUUUGGAAAUUUUUUUUUAAAUUUUAAAUCUUUUCCAAGCAAAUAAAUAUUGUCUUCUGAU
Messenger RNA from Rubroshorea leprosula, 1921 nucleotides. The record is from the annotation of a GenBank genome assembly. Lineage: Eukaryota; Viridiplantae; Streptophyta; Magnoliopsida; Malvales; Dipterocarpaceae.